AUGGCGACCGAAUGCACUCAAGAAACGGUUUUGCAUUUUCUAACGGAGAGGGGAGGAAGGGUAAAGAACUCAGAACUGAUUGAGCAUUUCAGACCAAUAAUGCGAAGAGAUCCUGGGAAGAAAGCAAUUGUUAAGGAAGCUUUGAAAAGGUAUGUGGACAACGUGGCUUCUGUGAAAACAGAAAAUGGAGAGAAAUAUGUAUGUUUGAAAAAGAAGUUCAGGGGACCAGCGAAAAGCUCAGAGAAUGGGAAUGACAGCGCGUGCAGAGAACAUGCAUCACUGGGCAAUAUGUCCACAAUGGAUCAAGGGGACAGAAAUGUCAGCAAAGACUCUGAGGGUCCAGGUAUUUUAUCUCAGUCAAAUGAAUCAUGCGAAUACGAAAGUAAUACAAAAAGCGCACCGCAGAUAAGCUUUACUGCCUCUACAGAUGGGAGAGCACAGAGGGACGGCUGCUUAGAAACCACUGAAAACGAUGAGGCAAAACAAGAAAUACUGCUCGGCUCAGGUUACGGAACUGACAGCGCUGAAGGUGUGGAGCCUCAACCGGACAUUACUAAGAGUAUUUUAGAUGGAGUGACCGCGAAUUCAGGUUCGAUACAACCGGAAUCCCGAUAUUGCCAAUCGGAAAUGGGUCAAGCUAGUAGUUGUACGGCACCGAAUAGAACUCUGAAUGGUUCAGAAGAAAGUUUACAAAUACGCAAGCCACAACCAAAGGGCGAAGGUGUACCACAGAUCGCAGUAAUCGACGCGUCUCCUUCACCAAUUGAGGCUGAUGGAGCUGUUUUCAACCUUCCGCAACCAGGCUGUUCACAGAGAAGUGGUCGAGCAGUUGUUGAGGGAAAUGGAGAGCCCCGAAACAAGACAGACGAGAACACUAAAUCGUUCCAAGAUGAUAUCGGAAUUGGGAGAGGAUACCAGCACUUGAAGCGAAGAAAGCCGGGGGGAUCACAGCGCAGUUUGCAGUCCUCCACAGACGGACCCGAUGAGGUACAGUUUGACUCAGCGAGCAUGUCGGGCAGUGACAGUAACACACCAAGGGGUAGCCGAAAGAAUUUCAUCGAGCUUAUGAUGAAUAGUUCCCCACAGGUACGUCGUAGCAUGGUGUUCAGAAAUUCUAUUUACCUCUCUACCGCCAAGUGCCCUUCAGGAAAGGGUGAUAGUGAUUCAAUCUCUAUCGGAUCCUCCAACCCUGAUGACGAAAAUUCGCAAGUAGCUCUGGAUCCCCUAGAACAUGAAUGGAUGAUGUGUGCAUCAGAUGGGGAGUGGGAAAGUCUUCACCGUCUUUUGGCCAAGGAACCCAAUCUCAUAAUGAAAAAGGAUUUUGUGACGGGAUUUACCUGCCUCCACUGGGCUGCCAAAAUGGGCAAGCAAGAACUGAUUGCCCAUCUUAUGACCUUUGCCAAAGAACAUGGAGUGGACAUUAACGUCAACGCACGCUCCAGUGCUGGGUACACGGCACUCCAUUUGGCGGCUAUGCAUAACCAUGCUGAGGUCGUGAAGUUACUGGUAGGUGCUUACAACGCUGACGGUGAAGUUAGAGAUUACAGUGGCAAGAAAGCUCAUCAGUAUCUAAAAGGAAGAGCAGGGAAGGACAUUCUUGAGCUUGCUGGUGCAAGCUGUGAUUCUGAUACUGAAAACGUAAAUUGUGGUGAGAGGAGUAGAUGGAGAUUCUCAAAUGUUCUUCAGCCGAACUUGAAGCCCCUGAAAGUACUGAACCACAGUGUGAGUGAUGAGGAUGUACGCGGCAAGGCUAGUUUUAUGAGGUCUAAGCCCCUUCGGAGCAAAUCCUCAGUUGGUAAAGUGAAACCCAGGCUGCAUAAACUACGUUUCAAGACGCAGCUUGUUCAUAGCACCUCACUCUUUGAUAGAUUUGACAAAGAUGGGGGCAGCGGCAGUGUGGCCCCCAAACGGCAAGCGAAAUCCAGAUCCAGACCUCUCUCCAGCCUCUUUGGAUGA
Chanos chanos (milkfish) is the source of this 1956-nucleotide messenger RNA. RefSeq names its product ankyrin repeat domain-containing protein SOWAHC-like. Bases 1 to 1956 code for a protein of 651 amino acids. NCBI's taxonomy places the organism in Eukaryota, Metazoa, Chordata, Actinopteri, Gonorynchiformes, Chanidae. Gene Ontology annotation, molecular function: protein binding. The record is from RefSeq and is a predicted model, not a curated record. The transcript has a single exon.